AUGUCCCCACGUCGUUCUCUGCGUCCUCGCGCCAUGCGCGCAACUCCCCAGGAACCGGAUUCUAACAUGGAAACCAGGUCGAACAGACUCACUCGCUCCUCCACGAACUCCUCUCCUCCUGUGACGAUAUUCCGAGCCCCAGUUUCUCCAGGCCAACUAGGGAAGUCUCUCCGUUUGAUCAUCAAGAUGCGUUCAAGCAAGCUCCGCGAGGCGACCAACGCAUCAAAACGCAACAUUUUCACGGAAGACCCUAUCGUGAUCGGACCACGCACGAGCCGUCCGAGAAAGAAGCUGGUGGAGAUUAAUACGAGCGAUGAAGAAAAUUUGAGUGACCAAGAAGAGGACGAGGUUGAUGACGACGACGCAGCCGGUGAUGAGGACGAGGAUGCCGACGCUGAUGGUGAUUUAGACAUGGACGAUGCACCGCCUCAGCCACCAUCUAGACGACAUGCGAGGGCGGCUGCGACUUCUACGCCGUCUCGAAGACAAGUCAAGAGCGUUGAGGCCAAGGAGAUGGAGGUAGAAAAUGAUGAUGAUGGUGAUGAUGAUGAUGAUGAUGAUGAUGAUGAACUGUCUGAGUUGGGUUCGGAUGCAGAAGGCGAGCCUGACGACGAUGGAAAUGCAGAAUUAGACGAGGAAGAUGAGGAGGGCCUUGACAGUGAUGACGCCAAUGCAGACAUCGGCAAAAUGACAAAACGGCAAAGAGGGUCAUUGGGCAACGACUUUUUGCAGCUGCCAAUGGAACCCCAGAUAAAGAAGCAUUUGACGGCUGAAGAGCGUGCCAUGCGUCGUGCUGAGAUGGCACGACGGCGGAAGAACCUCAGCGAGAAGCGCAACGAGGAAGAAAAGAUGGACACGAUUAACAGGCUGUUGAGAAAACAACCCCCCAAGAAGCGAGGUCGCGGCGCCGCUGAAGGGGCAGACGCUACUCCUGGCGAACAAGAAGCACAAGAGCUCCAGAAACAGAAAGCGGAUCCUACCAUGAUCAGAUGGGUUAGCAAUCGUCAGGGUAGCCAGUUGAGUGUUCCUGAGGAAUGGCUCGGUACUCCUGCAGGGCGUCUGCUUGGGGAAAAUCAAACGGGGUCUAGGAAACUUGUUGAGGAGGUCUGA
Messenger RNA from Aspergillus glaucus CBS 516.65, 1110 nucleotides. RefSeq names its product PAPA-1-like domain-containing protein. Bases 1 to 1110 code for a protein of 369 amino acids. Gene Ontology annotation, biological process: chromatin remodeling. The transcript is spliced from 3 exons. NCBI's taxonomy places the organism in Eukaryota, Fungi, Ascomycota, Eurotiomycetes, Eurotiales, Aspergillaceae. The record is from RefSeq and is a predicted model, not a curated record. Gene Ontology annotation, cellular component: Ino80 complex.